Molecule: messenger RNA, 1674 nt
Organism: Kuraishia capsulata CBS 1993
Lineage: Eukaryota; Fungi; Ascomycota; Pichiomycetes; Pichiales; Pichiaceae
Exons: 1
Coding region: 1-1674 (557 amino acids)
Biological process (GO): interstrand cross-link repair; protection from non-homologous end joining at telomere; double-strand break repair via nonhomologous end joining
Molecular function (GO): 5'-3' DNA exonuclease activity; damaged DNA binding
Source: RefSeq, a predicted model, not a curated record
AUGGUUUUGUGUUCGAACACGACAAAGCAUAUUCUGAUGACAGUGAAACAAAUAGACCCUAAUUGCCUGGUUUCCACUCCGGUCAAUGAUCCGCAGUUAAUAGAGCUGGAGGAGGAUGGUACAGUAAGAGUGACUCUGAUUCCAUCCGACCAUUGUCCAGGGUCGGUGAUGUUUUUAAUCGAGGGUCUCCGAGGAAAUGUAUUAUUUACAGGUGAUACCAUGCUCGAACAGAGUUUUGUCUAUUCGUUACACAAAAACCCAUUUUUGAUGCCUUAUAUGACCAGAGCCAAGCAGUUGGAUAUGGUGUAUUUCGACUCCACCUUCUCCUACAGAGGGGAACCUUAUAUCCAAUUUCUUCCAAACUCCACCGGCUUGUCGUUUUUGCUGAGAAUGCUUUCUCUAUAUCCUGACGAUGCCCAGUUCUAUUUUGCGGAUGUAGUGGCUGGGUUUGAGGAGGCAUGGCUUCAUGUACUGGUGAACUCAUCUGGUGAUCUACAUUGUUCGCAAAAGGUAUUAAAAUAUCUCGAGGUAGCCUUGAGUGAAGAUGACACAGAUUUCUGUAAGUCAGACAUGUAUCGGAAACUUCUUGAGCCAAGACUGAACCAAAAAUAUGGCAGGUUUCAUGUUUGUGGGCCACCAGAUCGAUGUAAUUCUGACAAGAAGGGAGAGUUUGCGGUGGUGAUCAAACAGUGUAUCAACAUUUCGCUCCAGGAAUUUUCUACUUUGUUUCCUGUUGAUCUGGAGGUAGCAUUGUCUGAGGGUGCCAAGAUGGUGGGAACCACAGAACUUGGACACAAGAUGUUUAGUUUCAACAAUAAGGAUUACCUUCUGUCGCGGGACGGUAAAGAGCUGUUGCCUUCGUAUAUCUGUCUUCCGUUUUCACGACAUGCUUCAUAUGAACAAUGCGUUCAUCUGAUAGAUUUUCUCAGACCAAUUGAAGUGUAUGGAUGCACUUUUUCAAGAGAAUCUUGGUUGGCUGGUGCAUCUAUGGCACGGUUAUUCGGCAGAUACUGCACAGGAAACCAGUUUGUCUUUGACACAGAAAACGAGGAAAAAUAUGGAGCUAUUUCUAUUCCUGGUCUAGUAAGUAUGGUGAACAAAUGGGAAUGGCGACCCAGUGAGUUUUCACCAGAAAAACCAUCCAGAUUUAAGUUUAUGGGGAUUUAUCAAAAUAGCGUAUUCGGAUCACAUUCACGGAACCACACAAACCAGACCACCCCUGAAGAAACAAACAUUAUUUAUACUCUUGACAGGUUAUUUUCUACAAGAAGGAACCAAACGAAAAUGCUGAUCCAUAAAAAUCGCAUUGACUUCGAGGGUGUAAGAAGAUACCGGAUGUUGAGGCGAAGAGAUCACGAAGAUGAGAGUAACGAGACUCCUGGUGCAAGUGACAACGAGCAGUUUCUAGAUGAUCUGGUUAGGACUAUAACUGCUGGUCGUUCGAGCAUAUGUGACUCACUAAACCAAGACAAUAUUGCCAAACCUCAAGAGUCAAUCUCCAGCUCCAAGCGUCUUCCUCAUCAACUAAUGAGCGAUUUCCCAAUUCCGAUACUGUCUGCACGCAAUAUAAUGAGGUCAAAAGACAUCCCCACAUAUAAAUCGCGGGUUCUUGGAGUGACAGGUCGCACUAAAUCGGCUAUACGAACACAUAAAAAAGUCAUCAUUACCCAUUAG